Messenger RNA from Equus quagga, 2695 nucleotides. RefSeq names its product microtubule affinity regulating kinase 3 (gene MARK3). Gene Ontology annotation, cellular component: plasma membrane; cytoplasm. NCBI's taxonomy places the organism in Eukaryota, Metazoa, Chordata, Mammalia, Perissodactyla, Equidae. The transcript is spliced from 18 exons. Gene Ontology annotation, biological process: intracellular signal transduction; protein phosphorylation. Bases 233 to 2494 code for a protein of 753 amino acids. Gene Ontology annotation, molecular function: ATP binding; protein serine/threonine kinase activity. The record is from RefSeq and is a predicted model, not a curated record.
CCGCCACCGCCGCCCGCGGGGCUCCUCGGCGCAGCCGCCGGGGCCGGGGGAGCAUGAGCCCCGGGACCCGCCGGGGGACGGCCCGGGCCCGGCCCGGGAUCUAGACAGCCGUGGGGGAGGGGAGCCGCCCUCGCGCGGCGCCGCUGCAGGACCGCGGCGCUCGACGCCGCCGUGCCGGCCGCGGGUCGCCGCUGUUUCCCCCUCGCAUUGUGCUUCAGUGAAGUGGAGUAAGAUGUCUACUAGGACCCCGCUGCCGACGGUGAAUGAACGAGACACUGAGAACCACACGUCACAUGGAGAUGGGCGGCAAGAAGUUACCUCUCGCACUGGACGCUCUGGAGCUCGGUGUAGAAACUCUAUAGCUUCCUGUGCAGAUGAACAACCUCACAUCGGAAACUACAGACUGUUGAAAACAAUCGGCAAGGGGAAUUUUGCAAAAGUGAAAUUGGCAAGACACAUCCUUACAGGCAGAGAGGUUGCCAUAAAAAUAAUUGACAAAACUCAGUUGAAUCCAACAAGUCUACAAAAGCUCUUCAGAGAAGUAAGAAUAAUGAAGAUUUUAAAUCAUCCAAACAUAGUGAAGUUAUUCGAAGUCAUUGAAACUGACAAAACACUCUACCUAAUCAUGGAGUAUGCAAGUGGAGGUGAAGUGUUUGACUAUUUGGUUGCACAUGGAAGAAUGAAGGAAAAAGAAGCAAGAGCUAAAUUUAGACAGAUAGUGUCUGCAGUCCAGUACUGCCACCAGAAGCGGAUCGUUCACAGAGACCUCAAGGCUGAAAAUCUAUUGUUAGAUGCUGAUAUGAACAUUAAAAUAGCUGACUUUGGUUUUAGCAAUGAAUUUACUGUUGGCAGUAAACUGGAUACGUUUUGUGGCAGUCCUCCAUAUGCAGCCCCAGAGCUCUUCCAGGGCAAGAAAUACGAUGGGCCAGAAGUGGACGUUUGGAGCCUUGGUGUCAUUCUUUACACUCUAGUCAGUGGGUCGCUCCCCUUUGAUGGACAGAACCUAAAGGAACUGAGAGAGAGAGUAUUAAGAGGGAAAUACAGAAUCCCUUUCUACAUGUCCACAGACUGUGAAAACCUUCUCAAACGUUUCCUGGUGCUAAAUCCAAUAAAGCGAGGCACUCUAGAGCAAAUCAUGAAGGACAGGUGGAUCAAUGCAGGGCAUGAGGAAGAUGAACUUAAACCAUUUGUUGAACCAGAACUAGACAUCUCAGACCAGAAAAGAAUAGAUAUUAUGGUGGGAAUGGGAUAUUCACAAGAAGAAAUUCAAGAAUCUCUUAGUAAAAUGAAAUAUGAUGAAAUCACAGCUACAUAUUUGUUGUUGGGGAGAAAGUCGUCAGAGCUGGAUGCUAGUGAUUCCAGUUCUAGCAGCAAUCUUUCACUUGCUAAGGUUAGGCCAAGCAGUGACCUCAACAACAGUACUGGCCAGUCUCCUCACCACAAAGUACAGAGAAGUGUUUCUUCAAGCCAGAAGCAGAGGCGGUACAGUGACCAUGCUGGACCAGCUAUUCCUUCAGUUGUGGCGUAUCCGAAAAGGAGUCAGACCAGCACUGCGGAUAGUGACCUCAAAGAAGAUGGAAUUCCCUCCCGGAAAUCAAGCAGUAGUGCUGUUGGAGGAAAGGGAAUUGCUCCAGCCAGUCCCAUGCUUGGAAAUGCCAGUAAUCCCAAUAAGGCAGAUAUUCCUGAACGCAAGAAAAGCUCCACUGUCCCUAGUAGUAAUACAACAUCUGGCGGAAUGACACGGCGAAAUACUUACGUUUGCAGUGAAAGAACCACAGCUGAUAGACAUUCAGUAAUUCAGAAUGGCAAAGAAAACAGCACUAUUCCUGAUCAGAGAACUCCAGUUGCUUCAACACACAGUAUUAGCAGUGCCACCACCCCAGAUCGAAUCCGCUUCCCAAGAGGCACUGCAAGUCGUAGCACUUUCCACGGCCAGCCCCGGGAGCGGCGAACUGCAACAUAUAAUGGCCCGCCAGCCUCGCCCAGCCUGUCCCAUGAAGCCACACCAUUGUCACAGACUCGAAGCCGAGGCUCCACUAAUCUUUUUAGUAAAUUAACUUCAAAACUCACAAGGAGAAACAUGUCAUUCAGGUUUAUCAAAAGGCUUCCAACUGAAUAUGAGAGGAACGGGAGAUAUGAGGGCUCAAGUCGCAACGUAUCUGCUGAGCAAAAGGACGAAAACAAAGAAGCAAAACCUCGUUCCCUGCGCUUUACCUGGAGCAUGAAAACCACUAGUUCCAUGGAUCCCAAUGACAUGAUGCGGGAAAUCCGCAAAGUGCUGGACGCCAAUAACUGCGACUAUGAGCAGAGAGAGCGCUUCUUGCUCUUCUGUGUCCAUGGCGAUGGGCACGCAGAGAACCUCGUGCAGUGGGAGAUGGAGGUGUGCAAGCUGCCAAGACUGUCUCUGAAUGGGGUCCGGUUUAAGCGGAUAUCAGGGACAUCCAUAGCUUUCAAAAAUAUUGCUUCCAAAAUUGCCAAUGAGCUAAAGCUGUAACCCAGUAAUUAUGGUGUAAAUUAAGUAGCAAUUUAAAAAGUGUUUUCCAGAACACUGAUGGAAAUGUAUAGAAUAAUAUUUAGGCAAUAACGUCUGCAUCUUCUAAAUCAUGAUAUUAAAAUAUAAGGUUGAGAGCACGCCUGGGAGCGAAAGCUGGCCUUUUUUCUACCAAUGCACUACAUUAAAGAUGUGUGACACGUG